This is a messenger RNA of Spirometra erinaceieuropaei, 2724 nucleotides long. The record is from the annotation of a GenBank genome assembly. Lineage: Eukaryota; Metazoa; Platyhelminthes; Cestoda; Diphyllobothriidea; Diphyllobothriidae.
AUGAGGGGUGAUGACGGCUUGGAGAUAUCGGACAGUACAAAUAAGGCUGAGCACUUUUCUCAAUUUUUCCAAUCCGUUUUCACAAGAGAAGCGGACUUUACCCCAUCUAAUUCUGAGAACAUGAAAGAUCCCACUAUCGAAAAUAUUGUGUUUCGAGAAGAAGCGAUUUUGGAGGAACUGAAAAGCUUGAAGGAAUGUAAAUCUCCCGGUCCGGACGAGAUUCCAGCAAAGCUGCUCUUUGAGCUUGCCCAACAGCUGGCCAAGCCACUAACCUUUCUGUGCCAAAAAUCGUUUGGUGCUGGAAUUCUUCCCACGGACUGGAAGACGGCCCACAUUACACCCCUUUACAAAAGCGGUAGUCGUGCUCAGGCGACAAACUACAGACCCGUCAGUCUGACAUCAAUCUGCUGCAAAGUGAUGGAGAAAACAAUCACAAAGGAGUUGAUGGCUUACUUGGAAACCCACAACCUCUUGUCCAAUACACAAUAUGGUUUCCGUAAGGGAAGAUCAUGUGUUACGAACUUGCUAUACACAAUGCAAAGUUGGACACGAGCACUGGACGCAAAACACACCGUGCAUGUUGCCUAUAUUGAUUUUCGGAAGGCGUUUGACAGUGUUCCGCACCAGCGUCUCCUACACAAGCUGAGAAUUAUGGGCAUCAGUGGCAAACUUCUCAAAUGGAUCGAAAAGUUCCUUGUCGGCCGCUCCCAAAUUGUCUGCGUAGAACAACAGCAAGCAAGGUGCACAUUCAUAGAGAGUGGGAUCCCACAAGGCUCGGUGCUCGGACCAACUCUCUUUCUCUUGUUCAUCAAUGAUUGCGUAGAUGGGUUGGACUGUGAUUGUGCCAUGUUUGCGGAUGACAUAAAAAUCUGGAAAGUUAUCCAGAAUGCUGCCGAUGAGACCAACUUCCAAGAAAAUCUUUGUCGGUUGGACGAGUGGUCCCGCAGAUGGCUCUUGUCCUUCAAUUUGAACAAAUGCACCAUUCUGCGCCUCGGAAAUCAGAGCCCUAAAACGCGCCAAUACCAUCUGAACGGAAUGCCACUCCGAGAAGCAGAAACUCAGAAAGAUCUCGGAGUUUGUGUUGCAGACAGCCUAAAGCCUUCUACACAAUGCUGUAAGGCGGCCAAGGCCGCAACCUCAAUGCUAUAUGCCAUCAAGCGGGCAUUCGUAGUUUUCGAUGAAGACUGCUUCACCAAAGUCUUCGGCACGUUUAUAAGGCCCCAUCUCGAAUAUGCAAUUCACGCCUGGAGACCGUGGACGCACCAGGAUUACGAUCUGCUCGAAAGGGUGCAGAGGCGAGCCACAAAAUUAGUAAGAGGUCAAAAUGUACUGCCAUACGAGAUCCGCUUAACUAACCUUAAUCUCUAUCCUCUGAGUUAUAGGCAGUUGCGCGGAGACAUGAUACAAACUUUCCGUAUCGUGCGCGGCUUGGAUUGUGCCCUUCGGUGCGAUGACUUUUUCCAACUCGCCACUACAACUCAUCUCCGGGGACAUCCCUUCAAGCUACGUGUGCCACAGGGUAGACUGAAUGUGAGAAAAUAUUUCUUCUCCAACCGUGUCGUGGAACAGUGGAAUAACCUGUCCGAGACGGUUGUUAUGUCUGAAUCUGUGGCGACAUUUAAAUGUCGCCUUGACAGAUAUAUGCUGCAGCAACAAGCGGACUAUGUGACUUUUUAACCAUGUGACUAGUGACAUAUGUGAAUCAAUGUAUGCACUCACUUAAUGCUGUAAUUUCUUCGCAUUUUUGCUUGUUUAUCGAUUUUUUAUGUACAAAUAGUGAGUUCAAAGGCGUAAGCCUAUUUCCCUCAAAUACACUGACUGACUGACUGACAAGCCUUGCACGUCCCAGCAGCGUAUCCACAAGAAGUGUGAGGCGGACAGAAAGGCAUCGUGGAAAAGGCAGAGGGGAAGGAGACGCGAACUGCCACAGUUACUGUGCCGAGGCGCCAGACCACCUUGCCUUUCCCUACCUGUUCCUCAUUCUUGAACUUACUGGUUGUUUAGCUGAAUGGAAGGAACACAACACAACGCGACGCGCUCGGCAUCUGUUGGAUUGUCAGGUCGUUUGACUUUUGAUUGUUAAUUCUUUCAUAACUGUGGCCAUAUUAUGAUAUCCAUAGUCUGAAAUCGACAGUUCUGUCCUUAGCGCUCGCAACAGUGGUGACCCUUCGACGUUCGCGCAUGUGCCUUUAAUCUGUUGACUUUCUAUUUGCAUACAGCCCGUUUGCUUUCAUUAUUUCUACCAUCAUGACCUCUACCAAUUUCAAAGAUGUCACUAGUUCCCUCAGUGGACUUUUUUCUUCUCUUCCAGACCUUUGGCAACCAGCGCCAAAACUUCAUUUUCUCCGUAUCGUGGCGACAUUUCACUCCGCCAAGAUAACGCGAGAAACAGACAAAUAUUAUAAUUUGGUCGAGGCCCUUCUCCCGAUCAUUCUUUCCACAGUCCCGAAUUUUUUGCGAGAUCCCCCGACUGAUGCUCCCUACAUAAAGUUAAAGACUGAACUCCUUCGCCUGACAUCAGUCUGGGAUCGGCAGCGUUAUCACGCACUGGUAAAUGAGGAGGCCUUGGAUGACCGUAAGCCGUCGGAACUCCUGCGUCGCAUGUGCCCUCUCACAGAGAACAUGGCCAUCGACGGCAAGUUCUUUAAAGAGAUGUUCUUAGAACGUCUGCCGACGUUGGUACAAACAGUCUUGGCCUCUGGCUCCGACGGCCUAGACAAAUAA